Molecule: messenger RNA, 342 nt
Organism: Prunus armeniaca (apricot)
Lineage: Eukaryota; Viridiplantae; Streptophyta; Magnoliopsida; Rosales; Rosaceae
Source: the annotation of a GenBank genome assembly
AUGAAGCUCUUCACCAUUUUUCUUAUCACCGUUCUUCUCCUGCAGGCUUUUGCAGAGGCUUCGCCAUUCAGUGAUGCUGCAAAUUCUACCACAAAUACGGAGGAAGGAAAUUACGCAGUGGUAGCUCUUAGUAAGAAGGUGCAUCAUCUUCCCAAAAUCAAUUGCGACUAUGCAUGCUCGAGGAGAUGCAGGAAGACAUCAAGAAAGAAGAUAUGCAAGCGAGCAUGCAAAUCUUGUUGCAAGAGAUGCCACUGCGUUCCACCAGGCACCUAUGGGAACAAGAAAGCAUGCCCAUGUUAUGCAAAACUCAAGACACAUGGAAACAAGCCUAAGUGCCCUUAA